GCGGCGGAGGCGCUGCGGGACCGGGGCGAUGCGGCGCUACCUGCGCGUCGUGCUGCUAUGUGUGGCCUGCGGCUUCUGCUCGCUCCUUUACGCCUUCAGCCAGCUCGCCGUGUCCCUGGAGGAAGGAGCGGACGGCGGUGGCGGGAAGCCGCAGGCCGCAGCGGCUUCCUGGCUCGCGGGCGGCGGACGCGGCGCCGUGAGAGGGGCGGGCAGCGCGGGCCCCGCAGCGCAUCCCGGCCGGUCGGACAGGUGUAAAGAUUUCUCUCUGUGUUACUGGAAUCCCUAUUGGAUGCUGCCCUCUGAUGUUUGUGGAAUGAACUGCUUUUGGGAAGCGGCUUUUAGGUAUAGUCUGAAAAUACAGCCUGUUGAGAAAAUGCACCUAGCUGUAGUGGCCUGUGGUGAAAGACUGGAAGAAACUAUGACCAUGUUGAAGUCAGCUAUCAUUUUCAGCAUCAAACCUCUUCAGUUUCAUAUUUUUGCUGAAGAUCAGCUACAUGAUAGCUUUAAAGACAGACUUGACAGCUGGUCAUUUCUACAAACAUUUACUUAUACAUUAUAUCCCAUAACCUUUCCAAGUGAGAAUGCAGCGGAGUGGAAAAAACUCUUUAAACCAUGUGCUUCCCAAAGAUUGUUCUUGCCAUUAAUCCUGAAAGAAGUGGACUCACUAUUGUAUGUUGACACUGACAUCCUUUUUUUACGACCUGUUGAUGAUAUUUGGUCUUUACUAAAGAAGUUUAAUACCACACAAAUUGCUGCAAUGGCACCAGAACAUGAGGAGCCUCGAAUAGGAUGGUAUAAUCGUUUUGCUAGACAUCCAUACUAUGGAAAAACUGGAAUAAACUCUGGAGUUAUGUUGAUGAACAUGACUCGAAUGAGGAGGAAGUAUUUCAAGAAUGAUAUGACAACUGUACGACUACGAUGGGGAGAUAUACUUAUGCCAUUGCUUAAAAAAUACAAACUAAACAUCACAUGGGGUGAUCAAGAUCUAUUGAAUAUCAUGUUUUUUCAUAAUCCAGAAAGCCUUUAUGUUUUUCCAUGUCAAUGGAAUUAUCGACCAGAUCAUUGUAUAUAUGGAAGCAAUUGCCAAGAAGCAGAAGAAGAAGGAAUCUUUAUUCUUCAUGGGAACAGAGGUGUUUACCAUGAUGAUAAGCAACCAGCAUUUAGAGCUGUUUAUGAAGCACUGAGAAAUUGUUCUUUUGAAGAUGACAGUAUCCAUUCCUUAUUAAAACCUUUAGAACUGGAACUACAAAAGACAGUGCAUACAUACUGUGGGAAGAUUUACAAAAUAUUUGUCAAACAACUAACAAAAAGCAUAAGAGACCGUUAUGACAGACCACCAAAGGAAAGGUGAUUCUUGGUGAUUGAUAAAUCAAGUGGAUGAAAACGACAAAGUAUUAGAGGAUAAGUGUGAAGGAAUAGUCGUGGAUGAAGUAUUCAGGAAGGAAUUAUUCAUCUCCAGAAUAAUUUUUUUCCUGAAGAAGUUAAAUGAGUAGUAUAUUUAUAUAAUGAAGAAUAACCUUGAUCUCCAACAAGAAGACGUUUUUGAUCCCUGAUGUUUUGUAGUGUUACUUGCUGUCAUUCCAGUACUGAUGAAAAUAUUAUCAAAUGGUUGUAGCCUGCAGAUUUCUGUUGACUCUUACUCUCAAAUGAGUGAGAAUGGUAGGGUGUAUGGAUGGAGAAAAUGUACCUCAUACACAGUGGAAACACUCACACUGUGAGUAUAGCAAUAAUUUUAUGUGAGCACUAACCUCACUUUAAAUGUGUGAGAAAAAAGUUGUUUACAGGAGCAGAAAAGGUUCUGUUUCUAAAGAAAUGUGAUGUAAACAUUGACAAUCUAUGUGUGCCUUUAUACAUUUCAUCUCUGUUUUAAAAUAUUUUUGUGACAAUCAUGUUUAAAAUUAUUUUUAGAUUGUAAGCUGCAUGUUAAAAAUUGAGCUAUAUAAAAAAGAGGAAAAAUAGUGAAAACUUUGGGGUUUUGUUCCAUGAAUAUGUUUGUGAGAGUGAGGAGAGGGGAGAGAGAGAGAAAAAAUGUAGUGUUUUCAUUUUGUGAGUGUUAAACUGUCUUACCAAAACUUAGAUAUAAGAUUGUUAAACAAAUCUUUGGGGAUUUUUUUUUUUUUUUUUAUCACUUUAAAUGAAAAUUUUCAGCUUUACUGGGCAUUCUGGAAGCAAAUAAAUUAUGUUGAUAAUAAAGUGAGAACCUUAAUAGUAUACUAAUAUAAUGGUGGAAAAUGUGAUGGACCAAAAUGCAUAAGCUGUAUACAUACUGCAAUCAGUAGUUGUAGUUACAAUGAAGUAGAAAAUGGUCCACUUAAACAUUUCUUCUACCUCAAAAUGACCUUGUAAGAUAUUUUCGAAGCAAAUGAAUAGAACCUUACUUUAUGUAAGUUAGACAACUUUGGUGGAUGACUUGGUUUAAGAAGGUUGUUACAUCUGACUAUGGAAAAAGUGGUUUUGAUUGGAUUAAUGUGCAUAUCUUCCUUUUUUGAACAUCACUUAAGACAGUUAAUUUUUUUAAAUCUUGAAGAUGAGAAAAAUAUUACUUCUCUUGUGUUCUUCAUCUGCUAUCUUAGAUUCUGAGUACUUAGCAUGUACUGUGCUAGGGCACACAUCAUUUUACCAAGUGCAAUGUGGUUAUCUUCUUUUUCUCUCUUUGAUACUUUAAUGCUUAAAUAGAGAAGGAAAAUCAUGAAGGAAAAAUAUCACUCCUGUGAAAAUUGUGGCAAUUGGCUUUGUGAAGAUAGAAUGGCCUCUGCGGAGACACGGAAUAUGCAGAACAAGAUGGUCAGUGCAGUUGUCACCUGUCCUUCUGCAGUUCAGUCAAGGAUAAACUAAGAGAGGAGAUUAAGAAGGGCGAAUUAGACGUUAGCCAGCCUAGCACUCUUAGAACAGAUGGUUUUAGAGAGCAGGAGCUGUACUUCCUUGGCAGAAUGCCAUUGUGAAUAUAAGAACCUGUGAACUGUGUUGUGUUGAAACUGAGUUUGCUGAGUAAAAAAUGAGAAUUCUAAAAUUUUGAAGUUUGGAGGGUAAAUAAAUAUAAGGUCAUUUAUAAUGGCCCCCAGAUUAGACCGUUGCUUUCCUGGCUAUGUAAGACUCUCUGGAGCUUGUUAAGAAUAAAUUCCUGAACUUCACCCUUUGGAGACUCUGGAGUCUACAAAAAAUUUUUUAAUGAAGAAAUUUGAAAAUUAAGUGAAAGUGAAGAGCAUAAUGCAGUGGUGCUUAACAUUCAGAUCUAACACAUCAAUAUUUUACCAUAUUUUCUUCAUUUAUCCCUUUUUCUUUGUUGAACUAUCUUAAAUAAAAUCCCAGACAUCAUGUUAUUUUACAUCUCUGACCGCUUUGGUAACUACAAUGACAUCAUAGCUAACAAAAGUAGUAACAGUGCUUUCAUUUAAUAUCUAGUCCUUAAACAAAUUUUCCUGAUGAUCUUAAAUAUUCCAUCUUUUAGUUUGUUAGAAUCAGGGUACAAAACUAAAUUGAUCCCAUUUUUAACAGCACCUCAGAUGGUUUUGAUGUCAGCUAGUUUGGGAACCACUGGAAAUUAUUUUGCCAACUUGAGGGUGAAAGUGAGGAUGCCACAUUUCUUGGCACAGUUGGUAGAUUAUAAGUGUGAUUUUGAAAUAUUAUAUUGGGGGAAGCAGUUAUUGACAAGACUUGGAUUUAUAUUAAUAAAUUUCUUAAAAUUUAAUUUCCUCAGUGAAUGUAGAAUCUCAGCCCUGUGGGCUCUAAUACUAUUGAUUGGGACUGUGUGGAAUGUGGUCAUCGUUUAACCCAACUGGACUGUGGUCUCACUCAUCUGUGGCUUGUUUAUAUUGUUACACAGUCUGCAUUGUGGAUCAUUUGGAAGGUUCUUUAUCAGGUCUAUACAGACCUGACCUAAGUGAGCAUUUUAACAUAAAUUGGGUUAUGGUGAAUACGCUCUGUUUAGGUACUGUUUUUACCUAAAUUUAAGGGUAUCACAGUAUGUUUAUAACAAUUUAAAAAUGAAUUAUCUGAGUUUAUCUUUAGACAAAGUAACUUUUUCCUUGAGAAUUGUUAGGAAAUGCAGUUCUCAGAGUUAAUGAGGUUAAAUUAUAGAUGGACAGCUUGAAGAACUUACUACAUAUUUUUCAGUAUAAAUGAUCUUUCAUAAAACAUUGUAUAUCUAUGCAGUUUAUGUAAAUUACAUGAUAUAGUCUUUGAGUCUGUGUGUUAGAACAAUUUUGACCUCAGAAAUAUCUCUGGGCUACAGUAUUACCAAAGUGGAAUAACUUUAAAAUGGAGUCAAACUUCAUUUGUGUGAAGUAGCCAUCUUAAAAGAACUUGGAAAACCUUUAGAACAUACAUAUUAUGAUUUACAUUUUAAGAAAAUACAUACUUUGUUUUCUUUUUUUAUGAAGAGUAGUUCACAAUGUAUAAGGUAACCAAGUUACCUUUGGACACUUUAGAGCCUGGGACAAUAUUACUGUUCUUUCUUUGCUCUCUCAUCUUGCUUCCAGUUAGGUGUUAUUGGUGUAAUGAAAAGAAGACCAGACUGUGAACUAGAUUUGGAUUCUCUUCUUGGCUAGGGACCUCAGAUAUGUCAUUUAACCUUCUCUGUGCCUUAGGUUUUUAAAUACAAUCAAUAUGCCCUUCAAACCUCUAAAGAAGAUGAAACUCUGAAGAGAUCAUGGAUUUCAAAGCAUUCUGCUUGGCUUACAUUAUGCUACACCAGUGUUACUGUCUUAGUUCUCUUUUGCCCUGGGUUCUCCUGUAGAGAUUAUUCCAUUUCCUUAGGCUGAAUGUUUUCUGACGUAUAUCUCCAGCAUGAGUUUUGUUUAUAUUAAGUAAGGAAAAGCUUUUAAGGAAGAGAAAGUUGAGAAGAAAAGAAUAAUGUAAAUGAAUAAUUAAAAAAGAAGGAAAAUAGAGAAAGUGAGAAAAAGGGAGAGGGAAGAGAAGGAAAGAGAGAACGGCAAAAGGCGGAGUAAGAGAAGAUGGAAUGAGAGUGGGAAAACCAAGAUGGAGAGUGAUGGUGUGGAAACAUUUACUUUUAGAGUUGUAGUCCCCUACCAUAUGUCACUGCCUACUUGCCUUGGCUCUCUGGGGUCAGGAAAGGUGUUGGCUUCCAUGGAAGGGUGCAGCAGGGCUAGCUUUAUUUGAUUUGUUGAUACUAGAUUUGCUUCCUGACCAUCCUACUCACUGAUCAUUUAAUACUUAUUCAACAUUUUAUCUUUUUACUGGAUCCCAGUUUGUGAGCUAGGACUUGUGGAAACACAAAUAUCUUCUUUGUCCUUUAGCCAUCCCAUAUGUUGUGUUAUGCAAGACUAACCACAUAUGCAGCAGGGGAGGCUGGGGCUAGAGGGGACUGCUUUCUUGGGUCUGAAGGGGGCCCAGGAAUCUAUUGCAGCAGCUUUCCCAGAUGAUUUUGAUAGGAAGCCAGGUUUACAAAUCACUGCCCUGCCUUGAAUGGCAGAUUAAACAAUAAAUUACAACUAUUUAUUCCUCAGUAUGGAUACUUUCAGUUGAGUCGUUACGAGUGAAUUCGAAAGAACAGGAGAUGGCAGAAAUACAUUAAAGGGAAAAACCUUAAAAGAUAUUAUUAUUCAUUGUCUUUUUCAGACACUUGUAAGUAAUAAAUACCUUUGUAGUAAUCAACACCUCCUUGAGAUAUUUUUAGAAAGACCACUGAUCUGUUUUUUUAAAAUAACUUUUUUGGGUCUUUACAGUAAAUAGAGAAGAAAAGUAGGGGUGCAAUAUUUCAGGUGUGGGGCCAGUUAUCCAUUUAUCGAAUGCAAUUUCAAGUGUCUUAAAACAAUAAUUGCCUUAUUGCAUUUUAAUAUUAAGUAGAUUAAUGAUUGUACUAGAACAGUUUUCCGUUUAUACAUUGCCAAAGCAACCUUUUUUUGCUUAUUAAAGUCUGGCUAGGCUGGCCAGUUAGCUCAGGUGGUUAAAGCACAGCCUUGUAAUACCAAGGUCACGGGUUUGGAUCUCUGAACUGGCCAGCCACCAAAAUUAAAUAAGUAAAUAAAUAAAAUCUUGCUGGCUAAACUGUUCUGAUGUUUAGUAUUUCUUAGUUCAUUGAACCUGAAACUAGAUUUUUAAAAUUGUUAUAAAUUUAAUACAGAAGUAUAAGAAGUACAGAAUUUUAAAAAUAACUAAAAAUGAAUAUGAUGUUAUUCAAAUAUCUAGCAAUUACAGAAUCAUGAGAAAAACAAGAAUAUAGCAUAUUGGAUUGGGGAAUUUAAAAUUGCAAAUCAAUGUCAGAUUACUUUUAAGUGGGAAAUAUGUAUCGUCAACUCAUUUUACCAAUUAUUCCAAAUUUUUAAUGGGAUUAUUUCUUUAGAAUUUUCUAUCAACUCAAUUUUCAAACUCAGAGAAACUUUGAAAAGGUAAGGGAAAAAAAUAGAAAGGAAAAUUUUUCUUACUAGUACUGUGAAUACUACUUGGAAGGUCUGUGGUCAGACAUUUUAAUAUCAAAAUUAAGAACUGAUAUGGAGCCUUUGAUUAUGUUUAGUUUAUAUAUACAACCUGAAUAUGUGAGCAUAUUCAUACAUGUAACAUACCAUAGCAACCCUUUGUAAAAACCAAUGAAGAGAAUGCAACAGUGUAUAUUUCAUUUAAAAAGUAAAUUGACUUUGACUAUGACAGAAAGUAGCUGUAUCCAACUUUUGUUUAAAAUCUCUUCCAGGAAUAUUGGAAUAUUAUUUUUGUCAUGCAAAUUUCAUCAGGUUUGUAGUAUUGCUGUGGAGUGUGUCAUCCAUUCAAAACUUAACAGCGCAGCAGGCAUCACGUGCAUUGGUAUCAGCAUUUGAGAGCUGGACCAAUGGGUUUUGAUGGAUACUAUGACAAGAUCUAUGAAGGAGAUGGUGGUUUACACCUGUUCCUGAAAUCAUAAACUGGAAAUCAUUGCAGGUGUUUCCAUUUUCUCAAGCAUUUUGCAUCAAUAUAUUAAUAUUUUGAGUAGUAAUAGUUCUAAAGCUCCAGGAAGGCAUCAUGGUGUACUGUAAUAUGUAGAGAUUAGUACCUUAAACUGCUUCUUACCUUAAAAUAUUUUAGUUUUAAAAUAAUGUGAAUAUCUUUCUCCAAGUAUUUUGUCAGUUAUUAAAAGCGAGUGUAAAUUUACAGAUUUGGGUCUAACCUGACAGUAAUGGAAAGUUGCUUAUUCUGUUUUGGAGGAGUUCAGCUCAUCUUUUUCUUGAGAAACUGUGUGUUGCUCUUGCUAAAUAAGCAUACAAUCAAUAAAUGUUUAAUUUCCGUAAA
Cynocephalus volans (Philippine flying lemur) is the source of this 7218-nucleotide messenger RNA. It is a transcript of the gene GXYLT1, whose product is annotated as glucoside xylosyltransferase 1. Gene Ontology annotation, molecular function: UDP-xylosyltransferase activity. Gene Ontology annotation, biological process: protein O-linked glycosylation via N-acetylgalactosamine. The transcript has 8 exons. The record is from RefSeq and is a predicted model, not a curated record. Lineage: Eukaryota; Metazoa; Chordata; Mammalia; Dermoptera; Cynocephalidae. The coding region runs from base 29 to 1351 and encodes 440 amino acids.